Owenia fusiformis is the source of this 1143-nucleotide messenger RNA. Lineage: Eukaryota; Metazoa; Annelida; Polychaeta; Sabellida; Oweniidae. The record is from the annotation of a GenBank genome assembly.
AGAUGAAACCGCUUUUAAAACUGGUGGCCUACCUGACGAUGGAGAGGAUAUCGGUCUACUAGUUGAGUUUGGAUCUGAUCAGUACUUCGUGCCUGCGUCUGACUCUAGUACUGUUAUAAACGAAGACAUAGAUCAAGAAGAAGAUAUAGUAGAAGAGACCUUCAACUAUCCCGAACAUGAUGAAGAACAAAUAGAGCCAACUGAAGAGACGUAUGACCAUUCACAACAUGGGAGGUUCUAUAAACCUAAGAAAAGAUUUGUUCCAACGGGAAAAAAACAAAAGCACACAUGGAUACAAAAGAGAAAACAUUAUGGAUCCAAAAAGCAGCACAAAAUUGGAGUGAAACCUAAGAAGGGAAUCCCGCAUGGUCCAUAUACGAACAAGUUCACGUGUUCAUAUUGCAAUAAAACAUGGUACAAUAAAUCAACCUUAGAUAUGCAUAUACGUACUCAUACGGGUGAAAAGCCAUUCAAAUGUCAGUUAUGUCCCAAGAAAUUUGCCCAGAAAGGAAAUAUGAAGACACAUUAUGGGAGGUACCAUUCGAAAGAAAAUAUCGAUCACAAAAUUAAAAUGGAAGAGGAUGGUACAGUGGCAGUUCAAAUGUUUCGAUGUUCUGCGUGUUCGUUAUCAUUUAUUUCCCAGAAUCGACUGGAAAAACAUAUGAUAACAUCAUGUUUUAAGGAAUAAUAUAUAGUACGUUUGAAUUAUCAUUUGACAUAUCCUACAUGGAUGAUAACAUAUUUUCUUAGCAAAAACAUAUUUUCUUAGCAGUUCGUACGUUCACGUUGAGCACGUGUCAACAUGUAAAGCUGUACAAAUGUACAUGUGCGUACUUCUAUGCAGACCGGGAUUCCGCUCUCUUGGAGAAAUUGCAUCAUUUCGACUUAAAUUAAGAUAAGGAUUCUUCAUACAAUUGCAUAUCAUUGUUAGAAACAAAUAUCUUCAAGAAGUAAACUAAGUGGACGAGCUAAAAUCCUGGGAAAAUAAAAAUCUUGAGAGAAAGCACCAUAACACUGAAAGUGAAACUGACAACAUGUAUUUUUAGUUUUUUAACCCUGAAGAUUAAUUGCUAAGUAAAGAUUUUAGAAUUGUAGUUAUAAUUAUCAUAUCAUUGUAGCUUAUAGAUAACCGUUAAUAGAUAC